Molecule: messenger RNA, 1862 nt
Organism: Manihot esculenta (cassava)
Lineage: Eukaryota; Viridiplantae; Streptophyta; Magnoliopsida; Malpighiales; Euphorbiaceae
Exons: 4
Coding region: 598-1491 (297 amino acids)
Source: RefSeq, a predicted model, not a curated record
CUCUUUUUUCUUUUAAUAUAAUAGUUUUAUGCUUGCCAAGCCUAGGCAUCAGGAAGCAUAAUUAAUUAUGUCUCAAUUGUUCAAUUCAGCCAAUUUAUAUAAUAGAAACCAUAUAAAUUGAAGAAUCCAACCGUACUCCCCUUUAGAAAGAUUUAAAAAUGUAAUAGUUAUUAUCUAAUCUUCAGAUGUAUUAAUAUAUUUAGAUAAUUAAGUUUACAAAUUCAAUUAUAUAUUCUGAAAUUUAUUUUUUAUUUUUUUAAUUCAUCGCUGGCUUAGUGUAUUUUAUAUUUAUAAGAAAACAAAUAGAGGGCGCCCGGGCGGGAAUGAGAGCGAAUCGGACGGCUAAGAUUUCUUGUUUUUUACGAUUGGAACUAAAGCUUGAUGGGUCCCAUUAUCUCAUCUCUUAGUCAAUGACGCGUCCUGUCUUUCGCUUGUUUACCGGAUAAACGGCGCCGUGUUCUUCUCGAACGCAAGAGACGAGGUGUCGUUUAGUGGGCAAUGUCUCCCGAAUCUCAGCGCAAUGCUUUUGCUUCCCUGGAGUUGUAGUUUUAGUAAAGUGCCUUUGAGCCUCUGACGGGGAAGAGAGGAACUAAACUAAUGAACGACCUCUCUAAUGCGGUGGUGAGAGAGCAGAAUAGCGAGAGCUGCAAUCCAAUACCGAGAAAAGCAAUCUGCAUUCUAGUGGCUUUGUUCGUGACUGGGCUUUCGGUUUCUAUUUUUAUUUUGAUUGUGGUCCACAACCCCAUUUUCUUUCUUUCUUUCAUCUUGCUCUCUGCUUUCGUUUUAUCCUUCAUAGCUUGGAACAGGCUUAAUUGGAGGCAUAACUAUGCUACUAUUCGCUUUCUUCGCUCAUUCCCCGAUUCUGAGCUUGCUUCUGCACGUGAGGGACAGCUUGUUAAGAUCACUGGGGUUGUGUCAUGUGGGAGUGUUUCCUUGGAAUCUUCAUAUGAAAGGACUACCAGAUGUAUCUAUGCAUCUACACUUUUGUAUGAAUAUGGAGGAUUUCGACUAAAGCCAAGUGCUGCUAACAUGUCAUGCUUCCAGUGGAAUUUAACAUAUUGUGAGAGGUUUUCAACCGACUUCUAUAUAACUGAUCAAAAGUCUGGUAUCAGAGCUAUGGUGAAAGCUGGUCCUGGUUGUAAAGUUGUUCCUCUGAUUGUUGAGAGCAAACUAGUGAGUACUACAAGAAAUUGCAGAAGUCUAUCCUCUCCCUUGAGGAAAUGGUUGCAAGAGAGAAACCUCUCAGUUGAAGCCCGUCUCCUGCGUUUGGAAGAAGGGUAUAUACAAGAAGGCAGCACUGUGACUGUAAUUGGGGUGCUGCAAAAAAAUAACGAAGUUGUGAUGAUUGUUCAACCAGAAGAGCUUCUCACUACAGGAUGCCUGUGGGAAAAGCUUCUUUUCCCCAUUGAUAUUGAUGGACUAGUACUAGGAGUCUCCAGUCUACCUGGCCGCAUCAUGAACCCAGAUUACAGGUCUCACAUUGAACAAUAAUGUCUAACUCAUAUUGGAAAAAUAGGGAAAUAUAGGAUUUUAGAGACUUGUGGUUGAUAAAUUGAUUUCUUCUAGAAAUUUAUCCCCAUCAUGUUGUACAUGCACCUUUGCACUUGAUAAACUGAGAGAUCCUUAAUGGCCAGUGGAUUGACACGUGGACUCAGGUGGAGCAAGGUUCACUAAUCUGGAUCUUCUGAAAAGGAUAUGGAUCGAGAAUAUUGUAAUUUUUUUUUUUUUCACAAGCUUGAAGAAGGUUAAUUUAGAUGUAGAAUGAGAGCAAAUGCUCUAGGGAAGAAGAUAAUAAAGAAGAAAUAAUGGCGAGUGGGAAUGUUGGGAUGAAUCUACAUCGUAUUGUUAUGUUUGUUUAUUUA